This is a messenger RNA of Ostertagia ostertagi, 147 nucleotides long. The record is from the annotation of a GenBank genome assembly. Lineage: Eukaryota; Metazoa; Nematoda; Chromadorea; Rhabditida; Trichostrongylidae.
AUGCUAAUUCCUGUCGGAAAGGAACACGGCAAUCAAGUAUUUCUACAAGUCGACAAAGAUGAUGAAGGUGAAGUCACACAGAAGGUAAUCGAGCACGUUAUCUACGUGCCCCUCACCAGUAAAAAUCAUCAAUUGGGUCGCGAUUGA